CAGCCACAGCCCAACGAUGGCACCGCCCCACUUCCGCCCCUGGGGCCGCCCCGCAGCGGAAAUGGCGAUGCGGAGCUGAGCCCAUCCCUUUCCGGCCCCUCACGCCGCCGCCGCCAUGCCUCUCGCCAAGGACCUGUUGCACCCGUCCCCCGAGGAGGAGAAGCGCAAGCAUAAGAAGAAGCGGCUGGUGCAGAGCCCCAACUCGUAUUUCAUGGACGUCAAGUGCCCCGGCUGUUACAAGAUCACGACCGUGUUCAGCCAUGCCCAGACCGUGGUGCUCUGCGUGGGCUGCUCCACGGUGCUGUGCCAGCCCACGGGGGGCAAGGCCCGGCUCACCGAGGGCUGCUCGUUCCGGCGGAAGCAGCACUGAGGCAGCCGGGAUGCCACGGAGACACACGGGAAUUCCGCCCUGUCCCUGUCGCCCCCUCCGCUUCCCGCUAAUAAAUUUUGGAUAAAAUACCCAAAA
Messenger RNA from Zonotrichia leucophrys gambelii, 466 nucleotides. RefSeq names its product ribosomal protein S27 (gene RPS27). The record is from RefSeq and is a predicted model, not a curated record. NCBI's taxonomy places the organism in Eukaryota, Metazoa, Chordata, Aves, Passeriformes, Passerellidae. The transcript has 4 exons. Gene Ontology annotation, cellular component: ribosome; cytosolic small ribosomal subunit. Gene Ontology annotation, biological process: translation; ribosomal small subunit assembly. Gene Ontology annotation, molecular function: RNA binding; structural constituent of ribosome. The coding region runs from base 116 to 370 and encodes 84 amino acids.